GUAGGGGUGGAUGAGAAGCUGUCCUUACGGCGGGUAGCUGUGGUGGAAGAUUUCUUUGACAUUAUCUAUUCAAUGCAUGUGGAAACAGGGCCAAAUGGAGAACAAAUUCGGAAACAUGCUGGACAAAAGAGAACUUACAAAGCAAUUUCAGAGAGCUAUGCCUUCCUACCAAGAGAAGCGGUGACACGAUUUCUAAUGAGCUGCUCAGAGUGCCAGAAAAGAAUGCAUUUAAACCCAGAUGGAACAGAUCAUAAAGAUAAUGGAAAACCUCCCACGUUGGUGACCAGUAUGAUUGACUACAACAUGCCAAUCACCAUGGCCUAUAUGAAGCACAUGAAACUGCAGCUGCUAAACUCACAGCAAGAUGAGGAUGAAAGUUCAAUAGAAACAGAUGAAUUUGAUAUGAGUGAUUCAACACGGAUGUCCGCUGUGAACUCUGAUCUUAGCUCCAAUCUUGAGGAAAGAAUGCCGAGUCCGCAGACUCUUCCUGGCCAGCUAGAUGAUGAUUCUGCUGCAGAGAGCUUUAAUGGCAAUGAGACUCUGGGGCACAGUUCAAUUGCUUCAGGGGGAACACACAGCAGGGAGAUGGGAGACUCCAACAGUGAGGGCAAAACAGGGCUGGAGCAGGACGAGCAGCCACUGAACCUGAGUGACAGUCCCCUCUCUGCGCAGCUGACUUCAGAAUACAGAAUAGAUGAUCACAGCAGUAAUGGAAAAAACAAAUAUAAGAAUCUUCUAAUUUCUGACCUCAAGAUGGAACGAGAGGCAAGAGAAAAUGGAAGCAAGUCUCCUGCACAUAGUUAUUCAAGCUAUGACUCUGGCAAAAAUGAGAGCGUGGACCGAGGUGCUGAGGACCUAUCACUAAACAGGGGAGAUGAGGACGAAGAUGACCACGAUGACCAUGACGAUUCUGAGAAAGUUAACGAGACAGAUGGUGUUGAAGCUGAGCGACUGAAAGCCUUUAAUAUGUUUGUCAGGCUGUUUGUAGAUGAAAACUUGGACCGAAUGGUCCCAAUCUCUAAGCAGCCCAAAGAAAAGAUCCAGGCUAUCAUUGACUCAUGCAGGCGACAAUUCCCUGAGUAUCAAGAGCGUGCCAGGAAACGUAUACGUACUUACCUCAAGUCCUGCAGGCGGAUGAAAAGAAGUGGUUUUGAGAUGUCUCGACCUAUUCCUUCCCACCUUACUUCAGCAGUUGCAGAGAGUAUCUUGGCUUCAGCCUGUGAGAGUGAGAGUAGAAAUGCCGCCAAGAGGAUGCGUCUGGAUAGACAACAGGGCUCUGGAGGGGGACUGCUAAAUCUGAAUGAUGCCUCCAGUAGUGGACCCACCGAUCUCAGCAUGAAGAGGCAAUUGGCAACUAGCUCAGGAUCCUCCAGCAGUUCAAGUUCCCGACCCCAGCUGAGUCCAACUGAAAUCAAUGCCGUGAGACAGCUUGUUGCAGGAUAUCGAGAAUCAGCUGCAUUUUUAUUGCGUUCUGCAGAUGAACUGGAAAAUCUCAUUUUACAACAGAACUGAGUCAAAUGAUGGCUGUGUUCACAGAGGUCUAAAUUUGCAGUUUCCACUAAUGACAUUUUGAUUUCCCAGCGGAGAUUCUUCUGAUCUUACUGCACAAUCUUUUAAGAGAAAUACUUCCAUUAUACCAAACUGUCCUUGAUCCAUAAAGUGAUGUGUUAAGGUGCUUCAAAGGAACUCUGACCUCUGAAGUACUUGAGAUUCUUUAAUGUGUCCAGCCUAUUGCUUUUUGUCUUAGUGUGUCAGCUAAAUACCGGGGGGCAAAAAAGGCUGUAUAUUUUUAAUUCAAGGAAUAAAACAGAAGAAGUUUGUGGUACAAAAAUCUAGUUCAAGAUCCAACUGAAAUAUUAGUGGAAUUUGCUACUGACUCAUAGGACUGAAAGCUGAAGUAUCUAGCAAAAAAAAAAAAAUCCAAAUUUCUUGUUGCUACAGUAUAUAACAACAAUGAAAAGGAUCUUGUAUUUUAAAAAAUAUGUAAUUUUUAUAAAAAGAAAACUUGUUUUUCAUUCAGAAGUGUCAUUUUUACUUUGGUAACUUUUUCAUAGGUCCUAAAAGAAAACUGUUUUGAGAAAUUACUGUAAGUACCUUUUCCACAUCCCUUUGCCUUCUCCUCUUUCCAAAUUCUUUCUACAAAAUAACAAUGCUGGAAAAAUCCUUGCCUACGUUCUUUAAAUCGUCACUUCAGGAACUACUUCAAGAGAAGCCUGAAUUUCUGCAUUCAUGCUGAUCUCAAAAACCCCGCUCAACACUGCAACUUUACCAUAGCAGUUUUCACCACAGAAUUUUUUAAUAUUAAAAAAGACAUAUCAUUGGGGAAAAAAAAAAAAUCUCACCUUGGUUUCUUAGAGCUGCUCACUCCUGAUUGCCGCUGCUGUCUUACAGGCAUUCCUCCAGCAGCAGUUGGAUAUAGAUGACUGAAUGUUAAGAGGUUGCAAGUGACAAUCUGAAAAUUUGCACUCUUCUGUGUAUUUCUUUUCAUUUCCCUUUCAGAAAUAGUUUCCAAAAGACCAUUACAUCUCCUGAUAUGAUUUGUAUAAUUUACAUUUUUAGCUAAAAAUAACUUAAAGAACUCUCAGCGGAUGCAGCUGCAAGUUACAACGAACUGUUCCCUCCUAUUCCCCAUACUUUACCCUUCUUUCUUAUUUUAUAGUGUUGGAUACACGCGUGAUGUUUCUUUGUGCACUGAGGCAAGCCUAUUUUUAAAAUAUUUAGGGAGAAGUACUUUGUUCAUGCUUCAUGUACAAUUUUUUUCUGUUAUUUAGCUUUGGUUGGAUUACAAAUUCUUUGUAUAUUACUGAAUUUGCCUUAUUUCAUGUAAAAUUUAUGUCAUUCAGUUUUUGACAAUGAGUUUAAGGCAUUAGUGAUAUUUCUUAUCUACUUGUUACAUAUAGUUUUUCAAGUAAUGACUGUGAUUGUGACCAAGUAAUGUGCACUUUUUCUUGUAACUGUGGACAUUGCUAUGCUUUUUUCUUCUAGUGUUUCUAGAAUUACUGUUCCUUCCAGUUAUGUAAACAAAAAACAAACAAAAAAAAAAGAACUUUUGUGAUACUGUUGGUGAAUAUAAUGUGAAAAUCUUAUUGAAAUAUGAGUAUUUUGGAAAUACAUAGAUGCAAAAACAUCUUUUAAGGUGUGGAUUUAGAGUUUGCUUAUUUAAAUGAAAAUUCAAAAAUUGAGGGCUGGUAUAAUUUUCUCUGUUUUGUUUGGUUUAAUAAACAGAUUUCUGUGUUAAAAGAA
Molecule: messenger RNA, 3243 nt
Organism: Galeopterus variegatus (Sunda flying lemur)
Lineage: Eukaryota; Metazoa; Chordata; Mammalia; Dermoptera; Cynocephalidae
Gene: NOL4
Product: nucleolar protein 4
Exons: 12
Coding region: 73-1512 (479 amino acids)
Source: RefSeq, a predicted model, not a curated record